This is a messenger RNA of Closterium sp. Yama58-4, 915 nucleotides long. The record is from the annotation of a GenBank genome assembly. Lineage: Eukaryota; Viridiplantae; Streptophyta; Zygnematophyceae; Desmidiales; Closteriaceae.
AUGGCGUCGCCGCAGCUGCAGCCGCGGGCGCCUGUCGCCGGGGGAAUGGCGGAUUCGAGCCGGCCCGCAGCCGUGAACCAGGGAUACAGCCUCGCGUCUUCCUGGGAACACAACGCACCACUGUCAGAGCGACAGCUGGCGACAAUCGCGAUGCUCGCGAAUGUGGCUGGUAACCGCUCUCUGCCACCCCACCUGGUGCGUCUCGUGUCCGGCCCUGCACGUUCCAUCGUCUACGCUCCCUGUGUCUCACCCUUGACACCACGCUGGUCCUUCACACUGCACAUGCCUUGCCCCACACCACCCCAAUGCAACCAUCAUCUUGCCUGCCUGCCUGCCCGCCCGUCCCUCUUCUCCCUCCCGCACAACUUCUCUCUGCUGUCUGUCACUGCUGCUGGAUUUGACGCGUCUUACAACUCUCCUUUCCCCUCCUUGCCCCUCCGCCACUCUUGUUCUCCCGCUUCUUCCUCCCCCCCCCCUCCCUUCUUUCCCCCCUUCCACCCGCCCAACUUUCCUCCACUUUACACUGCUCUCGGAAUCAGGAAGGGAUGGAAGGAGGGGCGAGAGGAGAGCGCAGCGACAGCAGCAGGCGCAGUGGUGGGAGAAGGAGGAGCAGACGACGGGGAGGAGGGCGAGGAAGAGAGCGAUAUGCUGCUGCUAGUCAACAGCCACCAGGUAACCCUCUCUCCUCGCCUUGUGCUAGUCUUUCCAUCCCACCCCUCAUUAGCCCAUCCUGCCGUAUCGCCCCCCACCCACUAUUGGCGUGUUGCCUCGUUCCCACAGUUUUACAAGUGGCAUUCAGACCUUGAAACGGCUAUGAAGUCAGAGACAGAGGAGAAGUAUCGGCAGUAUGUGUCUGUACUGGAAACACAUUUGCAGACUUGCGACCAUAUCCUCAUGCAGGUGACUGGGGGAUGA